Periophthalmus magnuspinnatus is the source of this 3013-nucleotide messenger RNA. Its product is annotated as sodium-dependent multivitamin transporter-like. Bases 299 to 2188 code for a protein of 629 amino acids. The transcript is spliced from 17 exons. Lineage: Eukaryota; Metazoa; Chordata; Actinopteri; Gobiiformes; Gobiidae. Gene Ontology annotation, molecular function: sodium-dependent multivitamin transmembrane transporter activity. The record is from RefSeq and is a predicted model, not a curated record. Gene Ontology annotation, cellular component: membrane. Gene Ontology annotation, biological process: sodium ion transport; pantothenate transmembrane transport; biotin transport.
AGCGCUGUGAUGCGCACUGCACUGACCAGAGAGUUUCGACGGCAUGACGAAUGAAAUAGCAGAAAAAUAUAUACAUAUACAGAAACGUGUUUGCAUUAUGGUUAUCGGUAACAGCACAGCUUUUGCCCAAGAGUUCGUGAAACAGAAAGGAGCCGUUUGAAUGGCCGCAAGCAACAUCGUGCUGAUGAACCCUGGUCCAACGAUGACAACGGCGACAACGUAAAGCUCCCAUUUUUCAGCCUGAGGUCAUCUAUGGGCCAGGCACCUCUGCGGAUCUUGUGACCCCAGACACCUCAGAAUGGGGGAUGUUGUCCAGAUGCAUUUUACCACCGCCGACUAUGUCAUCUUUGCUGUGCUGCUGGUGGCCUCAGCUGGUAUUGGCCUCUUUUAUGCUUUCUCUGGGGGUCGUCAGCGCACAACACAGGAGUUCUUGAUGGCUGACCGGUCCAUGAGCUGCUUGCCCGUGUCUCUGUCCCUUCUGGCCACCUUCCAGUCAGCAGUGGCCAUCUUAGGAGCUCCUUCAGAGGUUUACACCUUUGGAACACAGUAUUGGUUCCUGGGCUGCUCCUACUUUUUGGGCCUUCUUAUUCCUGCUCAUGUGUUCAUUCCUGUGUUCUACAGACUGCACCUGUCAAGUGCCUAUGAGUAUUUAGAACUUCGCUUCAACAAAACAGUUCGGGUGUGCGGAACUGUUACCUUCAUCUUUCAGAUGGUCAUUUACAUGGGUGUUGUCCUUUAUGCUCCAGCCUUAGCACUUAAUGCAGUGACUGGUUUUGACCUCUGGGGGGCAGUGCUGGCAAUGGGAUUGGUGUGCACUCUGUAUACUGCACUGGGAGGGCUGAAGGCUGUGAUGUGGACUGACGUGUUCCAGACCGUGGUGAUGUUUGCAGGGCAGUUGGCAGUCAUAGUAGUGGGGACCAGUCAAGCUGGGGGCAUAGGCCAAGUGUGGAGCAAGGCAAUAAACGGCAGCCGUAUUGCUGGACUAGACCUGAACCCAGACCCUUUAGAGCGGCACACAUUCUGGACGUUGGCUGUGGGUGGAGUCUUUUUGAUGCUGGCUUUGUAUGGGGUAAACCAGGCACAAGUUCAGCGAUACCUCAGUUCUCGUUCUGAGAAAGAAGCAGUAAUGUCAUGCUAUGUAGUUUUUCCAUGCCAGCAGAUUGUCCUCUGUCUGGGCUGUUUGAUGGGACUAGUUAUGUUUGCUCGCUAUGGAGAGGAUAGCCCGCUGGACAAAGGUUAUGUCAAAACUAAUGAUCAGAUGGUGCUGUACUUUGUCAUGGAUGUCUUCAGGGAUCUGCCUGGUCUUCCUGGGCUCUUUGUGGCCUGUCUUUUCAGUGGUGCUCUCAGCACUAUAUCAUCUGCGUUCAACUCUUUAGCCACAGUAACUAUGGAGGACCUCAUAAAACCUUAUUUCCCAGCCAUGGCUGAAUCAAGAGCCACCUUGCUGUCCAAAGGACUUGCGUUGGCGUACGGUCUUGUGUGCCUGGCCAUGGCCUACAUAGCCUCCUUAAUGGGCUCAGUGCUGCAGGCUGCCUUCAGCAUCUUUGGGAUGGUUGGUGGCCCUUUACUAGGAUUAUUCUGUCUGGGCAUGUUCUUUCCUUGGGCCAACUCAACUGGUGCCCUCAUUGGACUGAUAGCUGGACUUGGUAUGGCUUUCUGGGUAGGCAUCGGUAGUUUUGUCAUGCGCAUGUCCAGUUCCAACAUACCCCUCCUGAACACAACUAUGGCUCCUGAUUUUGAAAAUGCAACAGUGGUGCCUUUUUUGAAUGCUACAAUCACUAAGCCCAGACCAACAGGUGUCGAGGCACUUUACUCAUUGUCAUACAUGUGGUACAGUGCUCAUAAUUCAACCACUGUAGUUAUUGUGGGACUUUUGGUCAGCUUGCUAACAGGACCUAUGAAGGAGAGCCAGCUCACCCCCGGCACCGUGUUCCCGGUUCUUGGCACGCUCCUGUUUUUCCUGCCUGACCGAUACAAAGAAAAACUGUGCUGCAGGACUUCUCUGGCACCAAAGCUUCGAGAGAGAAGUCCCUAUUGCAAGACCAUGGAAGCCCCCAAUGGAUCCGCCUUGUUUAAAGAGGAGUUUGUGGCUGAGCUGGAGGGCUCAGGAGCGCCCCAAAAUGACAAGGAGAAGCGCAGCAGCCUGGUGCCUGUAGCAGGACUCCUUCUCCAAGAGACAGCUCUGUGAGGAGCCUGCACAUUUUACCAAACAAGUAUGGGGUGAUUUUGUACACCCAACAUGAGUAAAAAAUAUUUCUUUAACAUUUUAGUAGAAUUUCUGCUGCUGUGAUUGUCCUUUCAAGAGAAACAUACAUUUUAGAUUUUUAGCCAUUUAAUAGUUUUACUAAAGCCCACAGAGCAGUACAUUCCAGUGACCAAAUGCACUUUCUGUUUGGGGCAUGGCUGUAGAGGAAGAAUGUUUGGUUCUGAGAUGUGACUAUGUACUAAACUGAUUUCCUGAAGUCAUGCUGUAGUCCACUUCACUGUGCCAGUAAUAGCUUACCGUUUUUGGAAUCGAAGAAUUCUUGUGAACCAGUGUUGUGCCUGUAUAUUUACAAUGUGUCUUGAGUCUUACUUAGGGGUCACUGUCUACAUGAUGUCUGCUAUUUUUGUACCAAUCAUUGUUUAAGAAACAUGCAGCAUCAGCUUCCGUUGUUUUGACCCCAAAUACCUCAAACUAUCCAACGCACAAAGAAUAUGGUUCAUAUUCUUUUGCUUUUUACGUAUAGUCUUGUAUAUUUUUAAAUGAUACAUUUGCUAUUGUAUUAUAUAUUUUAGUAGUUGAAAUAUAAUUUUAUAUGCAAGAACCAUGAACCCUUUGGUGAAUUUGAAGUAGAAAUGGGAUGCCUUGUAUUUUUCUAUUGUCAUCCUCCAUCAGCUCAUGUACAUCCCAUGUUCUGACUACUGCCAAUGUUCUCUUCAUGGUUAACUUUCACCCCUCGCCUUGUCACUUCCUUUUUCUGACCUGAAAUUACUUGAAGUGUGUGCCUUAUUAAACCCGCACAUGAUCCCA